Molecule: messenger RNA, 836 nt
Organism: Suillus fuscotomentosus
Lineage: Eukaryota; Fungi; Basidiomycota; Agaricomycetes; Boletales; Suillaceae
Product: peroxiredoxin
Exons: 6
Coding region: 41-688 (215 amino acids)
Biological process (GO): response to oxidative stress; cell redox homeostasis; cellular response to stress
Cellular component (GO): cytosol
Molecular function (GO): thioredoxin peroxidase activity
Source: RefSeq, a predicted model, not a curated record
GGAUAAUUCGCCUCUUCUCUAAAUUCACAACUUCACAACAAUGGCCGUCUUCGUUCAGCGCCCAGCACCAGCCUUCACGGCUACCGCAGUCGUAGAGGGUGAAUUCAAGGAGGUCUCCCUGUCCGAAUACCUGGGCCAAUGGGUGAUUCUUUUCUUCUACCCAAUGGAUUUCACGUUCGUUUGUCCAACUGAGAUCUUGGCUUUCAACGAUGCGCUUCCUCAAUUCAAAGCGCUGAAUGCCUCCGUUCUCGGCGUUUCCACGGAUUCUCAGUAUUCCCACUUUGCGUGGGCGCAGCAACCGAGGAAGCAGGGUGGCAUUGGACCCGACCUCAAGCUACCUUUGGUUGCGGACAGGAACAUGACAAUAUCCAAGGACUAUGGUGUCCUCAUCGAGGAGGAAGGCAUUGCACUGCGUGGUUUGUUCAUCAUUGACCCCAAGGGAAUCGUCAGGCAAAUCACCGUUAAUGAUCUGCCCGUUGGUCGAUCUGUGGAUGAGACUGUCCGUCUUCUCAAGGCCUUCCAAUUUGUGGAGGAACAUGGGGAGGUCUGCCCUUUGGGCUGGACUGAGGGUGCUAAAACCAUCAAGCCGGACCCCAAAGGAUCUAUAGACUAUUUCUCGACGGUGGACGAUGCGGCCAGCAAUGGUCAUGUGAACGGAAGUGCCAAGAAGCGUCUUCGCACGGAUUGAUGGAAGGGUUUACACGACAGCUAGAUGUAAUCACGGUCGACGCGGUUAGAACACCAAGGUAGACUUUUGAUAUUUAGCCGUUUAAUUUUUACAUACAUAUAUUUUGCAUACCACUAUACAUACCUUAUGUUACUUAUAUCCUGACAUG